This is a messenger RNA of Pogonomyrmex barbatus (red harvester ant), 1257 nucleotides long. Its product is annotated as chromobox protein homolog 5. Gene Ontology annotation, cellular component: nucleus. NCBI's taxonomy places the organism in Eukaryota, Metazoa, Arthropoda, Insecta, Hymenoptera, Formicidae. The record is from RefSeq and is a predicted model, not a curated record.
GUUCGAAUCAGUCAAAGCAAUUAGAUUAUUUGUCGAACAAUUAAACAUGAUUGGUUCUUAUCUGUGGAUCAAUUGUUUUGAACAUGUUCUAUAAUUCGGCCAAUAGAAUAACUUUAAUUUUAUUUGCUCUGUCUCGAUUGGUUCAUUUCUAACCAAUUAAUAAAUCUUCUAUCUACGUAUUUCAAUACAGGCUUUAAGUUACUGUGACGGUUAAUCGUGAUGUAAAAAGACUGUUUUUACAUGAUGGACUCUUUUUUGUGGUUGUAACCUUAGAAUGUUUGUUUACUGUUGUGAUUUGAUACAUCGGAAGAAACUAUCGGUAAAAACUACUUAUUCAGAGCUCUUCAUCUGGGAGCGCGUAAAAAAAAAUAAAAUAUUGUUGUGAUUCAUUGCAGUUGGUUAAAAACAAGAUUUGUAAACUGAAACCAUUUAUCUUCCUUCACAUAAAGAGAAUUCUCCACGCAAAGUUUUAUUGUGGAAGACAUGUAACUAAUAUCCGUUCUUUCCUAUAUACUUGCUAUCAAUGACACGAAUGUGUAACAUGCUGAAUUCUUGUGAUAAAUUGGUGACGUAUACGCGCAAUAACUCUUUAUCUUAUUCAUCCUAUUUCAUAGAACAAAUGAAAAUGAUUAUUAAUAUUAUAAUACAUCGAAGAACAUUAUAACACAUAUAUGUACAUAUAUAUAUAUUGUGUAUAAUUGUGAACUGGACUGUAAAUAAAACUGGUGGUUGGAAAAAUCAUUUGAAUCUUCAGCAUAGCAAAUGCAACAGAGGUAAUUUUUUUGUCAUGUUACAUGCAAGACAAGUAUCAGGAUAUUAAAAUAAAAAGAAAUUUUAUAUUGACUUUCUUGAUGAGAUGAGCAACAGAAGAAAGGUUGUGGAAGGCAAUAGUAGUGAGCAGGGAUUCAAGAGAGGAUUGGAAGCAGAUAAAAUCCUUGGCUCAGCAGAUGACAAUGGAGAGCUGAUGUAUUUGAUGCAGUGGAAAGGAACAGAUGCGGUUGACAUGGUAUCUGCUAAAGAAGCUAAUGCUAAGUGUCCUCAAAUAGUUAUUCGAUUUUAUGAGGAUAGAAUAACCUGGAAUAAAGCGAAAGCAAAGGUAUAAGGUAAAUUCGCUUCCUUGAAGAAGCUACAUUUAAAUUUUUUGACUUAUAAUAAAUUUACAUUGAUAUAAUAAUGACAUAAAUGUACAAUAGAUUUUAAAAGAAAACUUUAAUUGUAAUAAUGAAAUGUAAUAAACGUUUUGCUAUUCUUUUUUUU